CGGCGCCGGCGGCGGAGGUGUCUCGGUGACCGCGCGGACCCGUCCGGCCUGCCGUGGGUCAGACGCUGUGCUCGGGGCCGGCGGCUCCGAUGAACCUGGAGCCCCGCCGGCUGCUGCGCUCUGGCUGCUGCGCCGGCGAGCCCAGCUGCUGGGCUGACCUGGCCAUGACCUCCGCCGACCGCGUGCCGCUCGUGGUCGGCUCCAGCGACUCGGGAGACGAGACCAGCGAGAGGGGCCGACGGCGGCGUCAGCGGCGGCUGCGGCGCCGCCGGCAGCGGCCGGCCGGCGCGGCGCCCUACAGCCUCUCGCCGUCGGGCGCGACGUCCUCCGACCAGCCGCCCACCUCUCUGGUGCAGAUCCAGGUGCGCCGGUGCUCGCGGGUGGGCCGGCCGUCGCUGGCCGCCUCGGAGGGCGCCCGCAGCACGCCCGACCUGCACGUGGACCUGUCGGACGGCGGCGGAUCGCCCACCCGCGGCUGGACCUCGCCUGGAGGUCACCUGAGGGCGGGCACUCCGCCCGAGAGGGGCAACCGCCGCCUGGAGGGGCCGCACCACUCCCGGUCACAGUCGUGCCGCGCGCCGCGCAAAGCAGAUUACCUGACGAUCCCCGACCACCUGGGCCGGUGUCGAAGUCAGAGCUCGCUCCGAGACGCCGCCGAGACGGGCGACACGGAGUACUACCGGCUGCGCCACUUCUCCGUCACCGGGAAGGGGGUCGUCAACUGCGGCGACCAGCUGCGCAGCAGACGAUCGCGCAGCAAUGUCAGCGUCGCCUCCGACUGCUCCGAGUAUAGCGGCAGCUCGCGCGGACCUCCGUCGAUGCCCUGCAGCGCCGGCACCUCCAUGGCCAGCUCAGCCAACUCGAGCUGCCUCAACCUCAGCCGGCCGCGGCCCUACGUCGGCCUGAUGCUGGGCGCCUCCGGCGUCGGAAAGACAUCGCUCAUACACCAGUUUAUGACGUCCGACUACAUGAACGCCUACGACGCAUCACUAGACGAGGAGUACGGGGAGAAGUCGGUGUCGGUACUGCUCGACGGCGAGGAGUCGGAGCUCGUCUUCAUCGACAUGCCCGACGGCGAAAUGACGCUCGAGGACAGUAUCGAGGCGCACAACCCGGACGCGUUCGUCGUGGUCUACAGCGUUACGGACGCCAACAGCGUGCAAUACGCCGACCACAUUCUGCAGUCGCUGUGGAAGAUGUCCGCGGUGGCCAGCAAGGCAGUGAUCCUGGUGGGCAGCAAAUCGGACCUGGUGCGCAGCAGGACCAUCACCGCCGACGCCGGCCGCAAGCUGGCCAACACGUACGACUGCAAGUUCAUCGAGGUAUCGGGGGGUCUGGACCACCGGGUGGACGAGCUGCUGGUCGGUGUGCUGUCCCAGAUCCGUCUGAAGCGCGACUGCCGCCUCAGCCGGUCGCGCUCUCUGGGCAGGCGCAGCUACCGGCUGAAGCGCGGCACGCGCAACACGUCCAGCGUCAAGGGACUGCUGAACGUGGUGUGUGGCACCACCGAGCAGCGCUCCAAGUCGUGCGAGAACCUGCAGACCCUCUGAGGCCGCCGUCCGCCCGGGGAGCGGGUCCGGGGGCAGGCGGGCAGUGCGCGGCCGGUCAGGCUGCCGCGCCGGGCGGAGCUGUGAGACCGCUGGUGGGGGUCACUUUGGAGGUUUUGUGGGCUGUUGCUUUUGAAGGAGUUGGAGAUAUGGGGCGACAUUGAAGUUCUGCUGGCCGCGGCUGCAGUUGUGCCGAUCAUUUUCUCUCAGAGUGUCACACAGGGCUGGGAGACGGAGUGUAUUCUCUGACCUAGCACUUCUCUAUGAUAUCACCGAAAGCUUUGCGAAGGCAGUUGAUGGAGAAAUAGCCAGAUGAGCUGCUUGCAGCCGCAGGAUCACCAAGUAGUAGACUGGUGUGUAUCGAUAUACCGGCUGAACCGAACUGUUCAGCGAAACACAACACGUAUUGGGAGAUGAGUAUGGCUCUUUUAACGCGUUUCCUGUGGAUUGUAGAAAUAAGCUUAUUUAUCUUUUGCGCGCUUUCAUUUACAUUCAUGGCCCUGGAGCCAUAAGCAUAAGCUCAAACAUUAUACAGUAGAAUCCGCUUAAUAAAUCCUAGGAUAAUAAAUCCAGCCGCUUAUUGUGGCCACUUGUGCUGUUCACAGAUUUGUCCAUAGAAGCAUAACUGACUCCGAUUAAUAAAGCCACCGUUUUAAUACAUCCAAAACGCCGUGUCACAAAGGUGGAUUUACUAAGCGGACGCUACUGUAUCAAAGCAUAACAAACUGACUUCUAAGUCGUACGUACUUCACAGGUUUUGGAACAGUUGCAUAAGCAUUACCGAAUGUCCCUUCCAAUGUGUAAUUAUGACUGGGAAAACUGUUCAAUGGAAUUGGCAAAUACGAACGAAUCAUUUAUCAUAGUUGGAGUUGUCGGUAUGUAACGUAAUCUGAUAAUACCGCCCAACCAAACUCAAGUCCGCUGAAGCCAUCUGACGUAUGUUGGUAUGUCUCAGCUUCCAAAAGACGCAAUCUUUGCUGCUAAAGGCAAUAGGACGUCUUUUUGCCAGAAGCAAUUCAGUCAGGACAAUUUCUCUGAGGUCCCACAUCAAAGUAAAAAGCUCUGGCUGGUGGUAAUUUCCUCCGCCGUCCCGCCUGGCUGGUGGGUGGUGUGUGCGCUCACCGGCGGCAGGGCCGGCGGGCGGCCCUUUGAGGCGGUGACCCGGGGCCCUGCAGCCGGUGACCGAAUCCGCCCCACCUCCCUACAUCACUGCUGACACCACCGACCCCCCGGGGGUGGUCUGUCACGGUAUUUACCGGGGACAUCGGUGUCUGAACUACCCCCGGUAUCGGCUGUGCUGCCCGCUCAGCACAUGGUGCCAUUGCGGUGACCGGGAAUGCCCGUCUAUACAGCUAUAGGGCAGCAUUCAAUGGGGCACUCACUGCGCCAUUACGGCUUUUGAACAGGCUCCGUGGUCGCGUCUUAGAUAGGUAUAUACUUUUCUGGCCGCCUGAUCGAUCAGUACUUGCCAGGGAUCAAUGAAAUCAGCUCUGAACACGAAAUGCACACGUGAUAUUUAAACGUGUAUUUUGUGACUAAGGAUAACAAGUGAUAGUCUUUAUCUGAGCCUCGGGAUUAUUGAAUCUUUACGUAUGAUAUACGUUAUCGGGAUAUAUCGGGAUUAUAUAUUUCGUUUAGUUUUGACAGCUUGCGUGAACAUUUGCAUUCCAAUCUAACGCUGGCUUUCUCAAUAUCAGUCCGUCUUUAUUUGACUUUGUGAGAAGAAUGCAUUCUGAUCAAGAUUAUGGGCAACAAUAUUGCUACACAACACCGAAACUUAUUAUUGUACCUGUCGAGUGGGUAUCUCUCAUACUCGUACUUACGUAGGUAAACCAAGAUUAGCAACUGUACUUGGUGGUUAUCACAGUCUGACUUAUUGGCGGGUUUCAGGUUCGUCUUGCUUAUACGUUGGUCGCCAGGCCUUCCCGAAUAACAGCAGUUGUCAGCGUUUAGUGCUUUCGCCUUGCGAAAGCAGCGGGUUCGGCGUAGCUGUUUAUAAGCGCUGAGCUUGAAAGAGAAAUUUUGGAACUGAAUAAACAAAAGGAAAAUGGCACACAAGUGGUGGACCAAAUCACCUAAUUACCAUUGGAAAUGAAGGUCAGGGAAACUCGCAAAUCGGUCUAAAUUAUUCAUGAAACUGAAAGAGGUACAAAUCGGCAUAGAUAACAAAUGUUUAUUGGAAGUUUUGGCGAAACCCAUUCUCCUUUCGAGUGGCAACGCCGCAUAGCUAGAAUUACACGAGACGCUACAAGAUAUUUCAUAUAUCUACCUAAUUUUUGGGUUUUCGGGACCAGCAGAUCCUGAAAGAAUUGGUUAGGCAAAAGGGUGACCUCGAUAUUCAUUUAUAGGCGCUGGGUCCGACCAGCGACCGCGAACAUAUCUUGAUAUCGGCUUUGCUCCAGCAUUAUACGAGUAUAUACGUGUUUACAAACAGAGACGGAACAGUUAAUUGGUCUUUGUCGGUGUAAAUGUAUGAUAUCCACCCAGCGCUUCAGUUCACAAGUCAUUUAUGACAGGAAAAUUAGUUGCAACAUUCACGGGCUUUGGAUCUUAUGCAUGCAAUGCGUGAAUAAAGAGGAUUGCUUAUUUUUUAUUCACUUACUUAAAUGUGCACGUUUGUUUUGUAUGUAGUGGUUGAUCUAGAGAAAGUUGUCAAUUCUACAUUGAAAGAAAGCCAUCUCAUGUGAAGACAUCUAAAAAACCUGCACAGAGCCAGUGGCAUUCGAUGAGUGGCAUUCGUGUCAUGAGGGUUGGCCAAAAACCGAUCAAGGAUGUUGGAAUUUAAGUAUUUAUUGGGAGGAUGACGGGACGGCAGCUGGCACUGUCGAGUAUUCAGGGAGACGCAGCCAAAUGCCGUCAGAAAACAUCCAAAUAAUGUAUACUUUAGAUACAUUUCAUGUAGGCAUUAGUUGACUGGUCGAUUUGAAUGGCUUCGAUCUCAGCCAAGGAGAGUAUGAAGGACUUGAUAGUGGACAUUGGGAAUGGUGUCGGUGUGGCGAAGUGUGUGUUUGUGCUCUGUCCGACUCGCUCACCAGCACCGCCUGCAGGGGCGUUACCCCGUGGUGGACGUUACCGGGGGCGUUACCCUGAGGGUGUUACCCAGGUUCAGCUAACCGAGGGCGUUACCCGAGAGCGUUGCCCGUGUUUCCGAGUGUAGUGUUGCACUUUGUCGGGCAGCCGCGCCGCCUACUUACACGAAAUGUCUAUCAAAACUUGGAAUGGCGUGUAUCGUUCGGACGCUCCAACCCUGUAUUGUAUGUAACUUCUACGAAAUGAUGUCUUUCAUGUAGUCUCUUUCGCUAUUAGAAUGUGAUCUAGAAUCAUCAAGCACAAUUUAGCGAACGCUUGUAUGAUAUUAGAUUCAUAUCUGCCAUCGAGUGAAAUAGAAAUCAAUAGUAUCAUGUACAUUUUUGAGGUGAUGAUAUCUUGGAUUUGACAAAACCUGUUACACUCAGUGAACAUUUAUAUUGGCGGAUAACGAAUGAAAAGAAUCAUAUCAUGCUCGGACCUAGGUGCUUGGAAGCAUGAAUGCAAUUAAAGUUUUGCUGACUCAAGGAUUAUCAUCGAUAUUCAACGAACCAGCGAACAGACAGGAAAGCAUUUAUGUAAAAAAAAAAAACUCAAGCGCUUGCUCGUUGCAGCAUGGGGAGACUGUUUGUACACAAUUUCUUCAUUUGAGCAUGGCCCAUUUUGAUUGGCUCUGACAUUAUGUGACAAACGUCCGUGUGUUCGUGUGACAUUCAGCUUUGAUCCGUAUAGCUAUAUGUGUAUGUAAUGUGUAAUUUGUCCAUAUAAGUUUAUGGUGUAAUUCGUAUAUCAGCUCCUCAGUCACUCUAAUUAAGUCACUCUAAUCACUAAUCACUCUAAUCACUCUAAUCACUCUAAUCUAAUCAGUCACUCUAUUUUGAAUAUCAUUUCGCAACAUAAGACAGUUACCAUUGCCAAAAAUGGAAUUGAGUUAGAUUAAGAUUAUUCAAACGUAAUAACACCUUAAAAUGAAAUACAAUACACCAGAAGAAAAGAUAAGUGAUUGUUUUAACAAAGGCAACAAAAUAACCUAUUUGUGCUACAAAGGUAGCUUUUUACCUACCCAGCAAUGACGACAGCAGGAGUCAUACAUUCAAUCCAUGGAACAGUUAUUUGAUAUAACCUACCGCUUUCGUUGCCAAUAACAAGUUAUUCACUAUUUGGCCUUUAAUCUUCAUUAAAAGAAGCUUGAAACAAAAAUGAAAACACAUUGGCCAAACCAUUUUCGUAGAACUUGUGUGUUACGCUUGAGCGUGCCACUUGUGUCACAUAUAGACCGUUUGAAAACAGUGGACUUUUGUUAAUUGACUGGUUACUAGCACUUAACGCAUAUAUGUUUUUUCAUUUUGUUAGAGAUGCUGCUAGAUGCUUUUAUACCUAAAGACGCCCUCCCCGGCGCUGUGUGUCUGUGUGUCGCGGGCCCGGGGUGUUGCCGGACGGCCCUGUUCACCCGCUGUGUGACUGCGUGUGUCACCCGUUUGUAGCGUGCUGGCCCCGGCCGCAGCACGGCGGAUCUCAUAUCACGGGCGGAUAUCACCUCACUCACGAGCGCUUCAUACGGCGUCCCCCGGCGGGUCAGCGGGCGCCACCACUCACCACCGUCCAUCCAUAUCCCCGGCGCCUCGGCCGCUUCUCGUGUGGGGGCGGGGCGGGGCGGCGGGGCGGGGCGGGCACAUCACUGACCCCGCGUGACGUCAUGGUGACCUGACCGGGGCACACGCCACACUGCGGUGCAGCCGACCACUACCCGGCGGGCUGGCGAUAGGCGUUAUGUCACGUGGUCUGUCUCGGUAACACGUGAUCAGCGCCGAUCACUUUUCCCUGCCAAUGGCGGUGCGGUAACUUGGUUCCCUUUCAGUGUAACUCGCUCCAUGUCAAUGCGAUCAAUAACAGGAUAUCAAUAGCCCCUGUAGUAUAUCGCUCACACGUGUGCCGUUUUGGCCGAAUCAAAUAACAGCCCAUCGCCAGCCCGGGCCCGCCGCCCCUCCCCCUCCCACAUCUGCCGCAGCCCCGCCCCCCGCGGCACCCCAUGGCGCACGAGCGUUAUCAAAGCGUGAGACUUGUUCCUGUUUGAGGAGCCACUUUGUCGCGAUCUUCGGUACCAGCUUUAAGGCAUGCCCUGCGCACCGGGGUCGGAUGCUCUGCUGACGAUUUGUAUACCAUGUGGGACGAGUGUUCGCUGUCCUGUGCUUACUGUUAGACAAUAAACUUCUACAACAAA
Amphibalanus amphitrite is the source of this 6795-nucleotide messenger RNA. RefSeq names its product GTP-binding protein REM 1-like. The coding region runs from base 90 to 1550 and encodes 486 amino acids. The record is from RefSeq and is a predicted model, not a curated record. NCBI's taxonomy places the organism in Eukaryota, Metazoa, Arthropoda, Thecostraca, Balanomorpha, Balanidae. Gene Ontology annotation, molecular function: calcium channel regulator activity; GTP binding; GTPase activity. Gene Ontology annotation, cellular component: plasma membrane. The transcript has 8 exons.